Thyridium curvatum is the source of this 1917-nucleotide messenger RNA. RefSeq lists its product as uncharacterized. NCBI's taxonomy places the organism in Eukaryota, Fungi, Ascomycota, Sordariomycetes, Thyridiales, Thyridiaceae. The record is from RefSeq and is a predicted model, not a curated record. The transcript is spliced from 2 exons. Bases 1 to 1917 code for a protein of 638 amino acids.
AUGACAGUUCUUCUAUUCCAGAUUUGUUUACUAUCGGCCUGCUCCAACACUCUUUUCAAUGCGAAGCGCCUAAACCGCAUUACCAAGGCUCACGUCGUCGCCAGAAGAACGACCGCUCCUUUGCGAUCCCGCCAGAGGCGCACCCACGGUGCUCCAGCUGCCGCUCCUUACCGCAAGCGACGCCGUGCGUCUGCAUUCGCUCGACGGGCAGAGCUUUUCCAGCAAACCUCGCAGAAUCACACUCCGGCAGCGCCAACAUCUGACGAGAGUCCUUGUUUUAAUUCUUUAGAUCGAGCCGCCGUAGAGCACCUCUUCACGUUGUACCAAGGCAAGAUGGAAGGUGACGGCUCCAAACCCGACCCGGCGCCUAGGCCGAGCUCCGACAAGCUCUCCAAGGAGGCCGGCGCAUCAGAGAUUGCCAGGUCAGAAGCAAUGCCUCCUCCGCCCUUGCCCACGGGCGGGGGGCUGGAUGAGCACGCGUCUGAAACCCGGUCCGCCAGGUCUGAGUCUACUGCGUCUCGAAAUACCAACCGCCUCUCACUCACUCUCCCCAUCGCGCCGCCAACAGCUUGCCCGAGCCGCCCUCCCCCAAGCUCGUCGACGGCUGUGUCGUCGUAUCCGCCUACACCAAUUGACACAUCCGCAGUCACGUCGCCGACUGACACAAACAAUUUCAUCACGGCCAUUGCUACCCAGGAGAGACGUGUGCUCGAGCUCCGCGAAGAGCUCGACGGGGCGGAACGUGAAUUAUCCCGCCUCAAGAAGCAGUGGGCACAUCACGAGGCGUUCAAGAAGAGGUCCGAGAUUCGCAGAAAGGAGCCACUGAGACCGCUAUCCCUCCAAAUCCAGACGAGCACGCCUCCUAACCCAGAGGAAGACCCGCUCACGAGGCGAAGUGUUGAAAUGGACAGGCGCAAGGCACUUCUCCUGGGGCAGCAGAGUGCACAGAGCACGCCGACUCAGUCAAGACGACGUGUUUUUCGCGGUGCUCAUACGAGAACGCUCUCACUCUUGUCUCCGACCAAGACCACGGACGACUUCUCGGUUCACGAGGACGAUGUCGGUCUGGUCAAAUCACCCUCCCAGGAACUGGAGGCUGUCUUCCAGAGCAUUCACCGCCGGAGCCCUAUCACACCAGCACAGCUGUCGAAGCGGGCAUCGUGGGCCCCGCGCUCGACCCAGCAAGUUGGUGGUCUGAAGCAGGUUGCCGAUGACUUUAAAGCCGGACUCUGGACUUUUGUUGAGGAUCUGCGACAAGCCACGGUGGGUGACGAGCCCAUCACGGGCACCGGCGCGCCUUCAAGGGGUGCUGCUGGAAACCCUCGGGCAGGACAUUCCCUGUCUGGUGAAAACCAAGAUACUAUCAAGGCCUCCGGACCUACCACCCGACCACACGUGAGCAGGGCCUUUGAACACACGCCAACACCGCCGGCCCGGUAUACAGACAAUCCGGAAAGGGCAACACAAAACACUGCCCCCGCGGCCGAGCACCAGCGAAAGGUGUCCAAGGCCGAGGGGAAGGCGGCGAAGCGUUUCUCGUGGACGCCUCUGACGGUCGAUUCAUUUGAUGAUAACGAUUGGACAAACUGGGAUAGUCCACCUGUCAAGUCGCCGCGAUGGAGCGGCACCACGGUCAAUGGCGACCUCAUUGACGCAAUUCCGGAGAAGAAUGACGAGAACGAGACACCAUCGGCAACUCAGCGGACUGGAGCGCAGUCGUCGACACCGUCAGACUCUCCCAGCAAGCUUGAUGACAUGUCCUGGGCUGUCCUGAACCGGCUGACUCCCGGCAACAUCAAGCGUACCGCCUCUGACUUCAUGAAAGAGUGGGAGAAGAGCUUGUCGCCGACCAGGGAUGGUCUCACUGUUCCCGAGGAGAACAGAGACCAGCAGGUCAGAACCGUUGACCUAUUGUAG